Messenger RNA from Talaromyces atroroseus, 501 nucleotides. Its product is annotated as Ubiquitin-conjugating enzyme E2. Lineage: Eukaryota; Fungi; Ascomycota; Eurotiomycetes; Eurotiales; Trichocomaceae. The transcript has 2 exons. Gene Ontology annotation, cellular component: endoplasmic reticulum; cytosol. The record is from RefSeq and is a predicted model, not a curated record. The coding region runs from base 1 to 501 and encodes 166 amino acids.
AUGGGAUCGAACGUCGCCCAAAAGCGUCUUUUCCACGAAUACAAAAACCUCUCUACCAACCCGCCAGAAGGCAUUACUGCCGGCCCCAUAUCCGAAGAUGAUAUGUUCCAUUGGGAGGCUCUGAUCCAAGGGCCUGAGGGAACGCCGUUUGAGGGCGGGGUGUUUGCUGCAGAGCUCAAAUUUCCCAAGGAUUAUCCGUUGAGUCCGCCAACGAUGAAGUUUCUAGGCGGUGUAUGGCAUCCAAAUGUUUAUCCGAACGGCACUGUUUGUAUAUCGAUUCUCCAUCCACCAGGCGACGAUCCCAAUCACUACGAGCAUGCGUCCGAGCGAUGGUCACCAAUCCAGAGUGUGGAGAAGAUUCUCAUUUCGGUAAUGAGUAUGCUCGCCGAACCGAACGAUGAGAGCCCUGCGAAUGUCGAGGCAGCUAAGAUGUGGCGUGAACGGAGAGGCGAUUAUGAGCGGAGAGUCCGCGAAGAAGUCAGGAAAGGACUGGGUCUCUAA